Messenger RNA from Protopolystoma xenopodis, 390 nucleotides. The record is from the annotation of a GenBank genome assembly. Lineage: Eukaryota; Metazoa; Platyhelminthes; Monogenea; Polystomatidea; Polystomatidae.
AUGGUGCUACGAACGGCCAGACUCACUGACGAUGCCGACUACGAUUCCGGCGAAACGUCUGGGAAUGUACCACGUAAACGGUCCUCCUCUGGAAAUCUUGAUUCACACAAUGGACUCCGGACUAGGUGCGUUCCUCUAAGUCUUCCUGCAAAUAUGACCAAGUUGCGAAAACAAAGUCAAACAACUUCUAUACAACGAAAGGAGACAGCAACCACACAAAAAACCACACCAUCUUGGUCUUCAUACAAACUUAUUUUUGCUAUAAAAUUCGACUACGCUACUUAUUUUUCGUAUGUUAGUAGAGUUAGGGGUGAUGAUAAGACCUAUGUUAGGUUAAAACUGCAGUCCACUCUGGAUGAGAACAACUAUUGGGAAAACAAGUCUGUGUGA